This is a messenger RNA of Camelina sativa (false flax), 1114 nucleotides long. The record is from RefSeq and is a predicted model, not a curated record. NCBI's taxonomy places the organism in Eukaryota, Viridiplantae, Streptophyta, Magnoliopsida, Brassicales, Brassicaceae.
AGAACAUGAGAGUCGAAAGUACUGUUCACCACAUCACAUGGGAUAUUGAGUGAGGAGCAAGAUUCUGGUGAUCGGAGGAACUGGUUACAUGGGAGAAUUCAUCGUUGAAGCUAGCGCUAAAGCCGGUAACCCAACGUUCGCUCUUGUCCGAGAAGCAUCUCUCUCCGAUCCCGUCAAGGGCAAAACCGUCCAACGCUUCAAAGAUCUCGGCGUCACAAUACUACACGGAGAUUUGAAUGAUCAUGAAAGCUUAGUGAAGGCCAUCAAACAGGUCGAUGUGGUGAUAUCAGCCGUAGGGAGCAAGCAAAUCUUGGAUCAAACCAAGAUCAUUUCCGCAAUCAAAGAAGCCGGUAACGUUAAGAGAUUCUUGCCGGCUGAGUUUGGGGUAGACGUGGAGAGGACCAGUGCCGUUGAGCCGGCAAAGUCAUUUUUUGCAAGGAAGGUACAGAUUAGGAAAGCCAUAGAAGCUGAAAGAAUACCAUACACUUAUAUUGUUAGCAAUUGCUCUGCUGGUUUUUACUUGCGCACAUUAGUCCAGUUCGAGUCUAGUCUCAUUUCUCAUACCAGAGACAAGGUUAUCAUUUUUGGCGAAGACAGUGUUCCUCCUAGAGACAAAGUCACCAUUUUAGGGGAUGGAAGUGCCAAAGUUGUGAUCAACAAAGAGGAAGAUAUUGCUGCUUACACAAUCAGGACAGUGGAUGAUCCAAGGACUCUGAACAAAACACUCUACAUUAAACCUCCUAAGAACACUUUAUCAACGAAUGAUAUGGUAACCUUGUGGGAGAAAAAGAUCGGCAAGUCUCUCGAGAAGACUCACAUCUCAGAAGAACAAAUUCUUAAAAGCAUCCAAGUUCCCAUCGAUGUGUUUAAGUCGAUAAACCACUCCAUAUAUGUGAAGGGAGAUCUGACCAGUUUCACUAUAGAGCCUUCAUUCGGUGUGGAAGCCUCUCAGCUUUACCCUGAUAUCAAGUACACCACUGUCGAUGAGUAUCUCAGUGAAUUAGUCUGAGCAUAUUACCAUACUCACCUCAAUGAUGACGCUAGUUUCAUAAUUGUAACAAUAAAUAAUGAUUCUCCCAAUCGUGAAUGAUCGAUGUGUGUGUGUUUGUGUGUA